UCAUAAUUUAGUGAUGAAAUUUAUGUGUGUUAUCAAACUGAUUCUUUUUUGCCUACCACUCGCAAACUCACUUCAAAUUGAACGACAAAAGACUGGAGAUAAGCUUACUAAUGGGAGUACGUGUGAAAAUGGAACUUACGUUAUGAAAGAAAGCGCGAUGCAAACUAUAAAAUGUGUUAAAUAUAUGCAUCAAGCAGGCUGUGAAUGGAUGUUUUAUUUAUGGCCUGAUCAGUUUAUUGGAUUUGUUCCGAGAAAUGCAUUUAAAAGAAGUUUGAGAGUGACAUUACCGCAGAAGACGUCCUAUCCAAACGGAACAAAUUGUAGUAAUCACACAGCUGGAAGAAUAGAUGUUCAAAGCGUAAACGUAACAACAUCAUCAGUUUGGGAUUCGUACAUGGGCGAAAAAGUGAAAAAAACCUUGACUUAUCAAUUUAAUUAUGCGAAACAAUUUGUUGAAAUAGGUUUCAAAAAACACUGGGAUGGAAUGUUAAUCAAGCUUUUUAUAAAUUGCUUGGAUGAUACAGGGAAGAAUAUCUUAAACUACUCUGCGACAAGAUGUGUGAUGAUUAAAUAUGAAGGAAAUGCUUCGUAUCUAACCGCAUUACCAAAAACAUCUGCUUCGGUAACACUAAGAAAUAAUCUGACCACGGCAGCCACAUCAACGACAUUAUCGACAGAACCAACCUUCAUCAAUUCAAAACUAAACGAUACUGAAAGUAAAGAUUCAAACGAUCUUAUUAUUGCAAUUAUUAGUGGCGUCGCAGGUGUCCUCUUAAUUAUUAUAAUCGUCUUGUUGGUUUUACGUAGAAGAGGAAAAAGAAGAAAGUACCCACGACCAGCAAAAAAUGAGAAAAUCAUUACUAGUAACCAGCAAAAUAAUCCAACAUAUCAUGCAGAGAGUGAUGCUCAUCUGACACCAACUAACUGUAACAAAACCCAAAUUGAUGAAAAAGUUAUAGAAUUCAAACAUGAAACACCAGAAUAUGCUGUGGUUGAUAAGGUCAAGCAUGGAUCUGCGGAAGAAUCAUUUACUUAUGACUCAGUUGAAAAAUCAGGACAUAAAGCAGUAAGUCAAUCUAACGAACAAGAUUAUUACUCUGUACCAAUAAUCAAAUGUAUGGCGGAUGAUUUUCACCAUGAUGAUUCAUCCUUGUACUACGAAGCAGCUGCUGCUGCACCGCCAGUAGUGUUGGAUGAAUAUGCUGUUGUAGACAAGUCCAGAAAGGUACAUCCAGAGAAUCCCUACAGUUUUAGUUGAAUGCCAAAUUAAGUAAUCCAGCUGUAUGAUUCGGAAUAAUUGUGUCAAAUCACAAAUUUACACGAUCACUAUAUAUUUCUUGAGAAGUGAGUAGUUGUUUUAACAGUGAACAUUUGGAGUAGCGAUUUUAAGCUGAAUGACUAGAUAUAUAUCUUUCCAUGCUUAGUUUAUAACAUAUGAUGUUUGGCGUACAUAGUUAAUUAUUUUAGUACCCCAUUAAAAAUUAUUUUUAGGUAAUAUCUAUUUUUAGGUAAAUAUUUUCAUAUGUGUUGCAAAUUUAUAAAUAUCUCACGCUUCAACACCUUUUAUCGAAAAUCAAGAAUGGGCGAGAAGCAUCCAUUUUUAACCUUUUAUUCAUAAUCGCGUGUGAUAAUGUGAUGAUUGAAUCUGAUGUAAGUCAACCUUGAAAGAUUAUAAGUCUGCACUAUUAAUUGAAAGAAGGUGAUAGCUAAAUACAAUGGGCGUUUUAACCAUGUCAUGUUUCUUUUCUUACACUAUAUAGAUAAAGUACCUCAAAUUGCCUUUAUUUCAUGUUUUUCGUUUGCAUUAAGCCAUUACCUUUCAGAAAACUUAACGGCAAGUAGAUAUGAUAUGUUUCGGCACAGACGCACACAGAAAACUAGUCGUGUAAUACACAGAAUACAUCCUUACGUAAUACUUAAAAUACCAGAUGAUGUAAUAAGCAGAAUACUAGUCGUGUAAUACACAGUACACAGAACAUCACCAUGUAACAGAGAAUAA
Molecule: messenger RNA, 1999 nt
Organism: Hydractinia symbiolongicarpus
Lineage: Eukaryota; Metazoa; Cnidaria; Hydrozoa; Anthoathecata; Hydractiniidae
Exons: 6
Coding region: 14-1258 (414 amino acids)
Source: RefSeq, a predicted model, not a curated record